Fusarium coffeatum is the source of this 4977-nucleotide messenger RNA. RefSeq lists its product as uncharacterized. Lineage: Eukaryota; Fungi; Ascomycota; Sordariomycetes; Hypocreales; Nectriaceae. The transcript has 2 exons. The coding region runs from base 1 to 4977 and encodes 1658 amino acids. Gene Ontology annotation, cellular component: nucleus. Gene Ontology annotation, molecular function: ATP binding; DNA binding; DNA topoisomerase type II (double strand cut, ATP-hydrolyzing) activity. The record is from RefSeq and is a predicted model, not a curated record. Gene Ontology annotation, biological process: sister chromatid segregation; DNA topological change; resolution of meiotic recombination intermediates.
AUGGAUUCCGAUGAAUCUAUGUUCAGUAUGGGUGACGAGUCCGAUGGCUUCGUCCCCGAAACCAAAUCGAAACCCAAAGCUGCGCCUAAAAAGGCUGCCGCGAAGGCCGCGCCUAAGAAGAUGGUUCAGUCUACCCUCAAAGCAAAGGCCGCGCCCAAGAAGCGCCCUACUCCAGAAAGCGAUGACGACGAUGUGAGCGUUACCUCUACGCCGCCCAAGGCAAAGAAACAAAAGAAGGAGGAGGAGGAUGAUGAUGAUAUGGCCAUCGACAGCCCUGCCAAACCUGCCAAAUCGGGGAAGCAGAAGACUGCCACCGAAACGUACCAGAAACUCACACAGCUCGAGCACAUUCUCAAGCGACCUGACACAUAUAUCGGUUCCGUCGAAAGAACAGAGCAACAAUUAUGGGUCUUGAACAAAGAGACUCAGCUGAUGGAGUACAAGAACAUCAGCUUUGUGCCUGGUCUCUACAAGAUUUUCGACGAAAUUCUCGUCAACGCCGCCGACAACAAGCAGCGCGAUGGCUCAAUGACAUACAUGAAGAUUAACAUCGACCGCGAAGCCGGCGUCAUCAGCGUCGAGAACAACGGAAAGGGUAUCCCUAUCGUCAUGCACGAGGGUGAGAAGGUUUACAUUCCUGAACUUAUCUUCGGACAUUUGUUGGCAGGUUCCAACUUCGACGAUGAUGAGAAGAAGACUGUUGGUGGUCGUAACGGUUACGGUGCCAAGCUAUGUAACAUCUUCAGUACCGAGUUUAAUCUCGAGUGUCAAGAUAGUGCAAGUGGAAAGAGGUACAAGCAGACAUGGACCAACAACAUGACAAACAUCCAAAAGGCCAAGAUCACUGCCAGCAAAACUGCUGACUUCACCCGAGUUACGUUCAAGCCCGACUUCAAGCGCUUUGGUAUGGAAAACGGCAUUGACGACGAUCUGGAAUCGUUGUUGUACCGCAGAGUCUACGAUAUGGUAGGCACCAUCCGAGGCAUCAAGGUGCACCUCAACGGCGAGCAGAUCAAGAUCAAGGACUUCAAGGCUUACUGCGAUCUUUACGCCAAGUCUAUUGCGAAGGAAAGAAGCAGUGAGGAAGGCGGCGCUCCCACAUGCACAGUAGAAAUGGACAAGGACAAGUCGCAUCCUCGAUGGGAGGUCGGUUUCGCUGUCUCAGACGGUACUUUCCAGCAAGUGUCGUUCGUCAACUCCAUCGCCACAACAAGCGGAGGCACACAUGUCAACUACAUCGCCGAUCAGGUUACCAAAAGUCUUCUCGCCACGCUCAACAAGAAGCGCAAAGGUCACACUCUAAAGCAGGCUCACCUGCGAAAUCACAUUUUCAUCUUUGUCAACUGCUACAUCGACAACCCUGCAUUUACAUCACAGACCAAGGAGCAGAUGACAACCAAGCCUAGCAUGUUUGGCAGCAAAUGCGUGCUGGGUGACGACUUUCUCAAGAAGGUAGCAAAGUCGGAUGCUAUCCAGAACAUCUUGGACUUUGCCGAGAAGAAGGCCGACAAGAUGAUGGCCAAGAGCGACGGAAACAAGCGAUCCCGAGUAAACAAUGCCAAGCUGGUCGAAGCCAAUUUUGCUGGUACAAGAAGGGGUCACGAAUGUACUUUGAUUCUGACAGAAGGUGACUCUGCCAAGGGUUUGGCUGUUUCUGGUCGUGCUAUCCUCGAUCCUGACCGCAUUGGUGUCUUCCCACUGCGUGGUAAGCUGCUGAAUGUGCGCGAUGCUUCGCCUGAUCAGAUCGCGAAGAACCAAGAAAUUCAAAACAUCAAACAAUUCCUGGGAUUGAAGCACAAGGCAUCCUACACCGAUACAAAGAACCUUCGAUAUGGCCAUCUGAUGAUCAUGGCCGAUCAGGAUCACGAUGGUAGUCAUAUCAAAGGAUUGCUCAUCAACUUCCUCGAAGUGCAGUUUCCCUCGCUUCUCAAGAUUCCCGAUUUCUUCCGAGAGUUCAUCACCCCCAUUGUCAAAGUCUGGCAAGGUCCCAACCCAAAGAAGCCCCAGAAGCUCAAGUCCUUCUUCACGCAGCCCGAGUACGAGGAAUGGAAGGACGAUCACAAGAACGAGCUUACUCGAUGGCAUUCCAAGUACUUCAAGGGUCUGGGAACCAGCUCCAACGAAGACGCACAAGUCUACUUCACCAAUCUUGAUGACCACUUGAAGGAGUUUGAGACUAUGAAGCCUGAAGAAUCCAACCUGUUGGAGCUGGCCUUUUCCAAGAAGAAGGCAGAUGCUAGAAAGGAAUGGCUGGGCAACUUUGUCCCUGGUACUUUCCUGGAUCACUCUACCAAGUCAAUCACCUACUCUGACUUCAUCAACCGAGAGCUUAUUCUCUUCAGUAUGGCUGACAACAUGCGAUCCAUUCCAUCCGUUCUAGAUGGUUUCAAGCCUGGUCAGCGCAAGGUGAUCUACGCUUGCUUCAAGAGAAACUUGGUCAAAGACAAGAAGGUUGUUGAAUUGGCUGGUUAUGUGUCUGAACAGACAGCAUACCACCACGGUGAACAGUCGCUCCAGCAGACUAUCAUCGGUCUUGCUCAGAACUUUGUCGGUUCGAACAACAUCAACUGCCUGGAACCCAGUGGAAACUUCGGUUCUCGACUUGCAGGUGGUUCUGAUGCUGCCAGUCCUCGUUACACCUUCACUCGACUGUCGCCUUUCGCCCGCAAGAUCUUCCACCCUAUGGAUGAGCCCAACCUGCUGCACCAUUAUGAAGAUGGCAAGAAGAUUGAACCAAUGGUUUAUGCCCCAGUUCUUCCCAUGGUAUUGGUUAACGGUGCCGAUGGUAUUGGCACAGGUUGGAGUACUUCCAUCCCCAACUACCACCCUGCAGACAUUGUUGAGAACUUGAAACGCCGAAUGGGUCGUUUUGAUGAGAACAAUUCCGAGGAAAGGCCUUUCGAGACCAUGAUGCCAUGGUUCCGUGGUUGGAAGGGUACACCUGAAGCUGCUGGUCCCGAUCGCUACAAGUUCAAUGGUGUCGCAUACCCCAACGAUCAGAAGGAUAACGAGGUUGUUAUCACAGAGCUGCCUAUCCGUACGUGGACCGACGAUUUCAAGGCGCGACUGGAAAAAAUCAUUUCUGGUGAAGGUGGCCCUUCUUGGAUCAAGGAUUACAAAGAGUUCAACGACCAUAGCACUGUUCAUUUCGAGAUUGCAGUGGACGAGAAGCACAUGGGCAAAGUGAUGGAAGAGGGUGUCCUCGAGCGAUUCAAGCUCACCAAACAAGUCGCUACCUCAAACUUGGUUGCCUUUGACACCAGUGGCCGAAUUCGCAAGUACGAGAAGGUAGAAGACAUCCUCGAGGAGUUCUACCAGUACCGUCUUGACAUGUAUACUGACCGCAAGAAACACUGGUUGGGUGUGUACCACGCAGACUUGCGCAAGCUCCAAAACCAAGCGAGGUUUAUCAAGGAAAUCAUCGACAACAAGCUUAUUGUUGGCAAGAAAAAGAAGGCCGUGCUUGUGGAGGAGCUUCGCGAUCGCGAUUACGAGGCAUUCCCUCCUCGUGCGGACAAGAAGAAGACAGCGGACGAGGAAGAGGAGGACGAUGAUAAUCAGGACGUUGAAGGAGACUCUGAGGGUGGUGCCCGCGAUUACGACUAUCUUCUCGGGAUGCCUAUCUGGUCUUUGACCGCGGAGCGUCUUGAGAAGCUCAAGCAAGCCAUCGAGAAGAAGAAGGCCGAGCAUGAGGAACUUCUCGCUCUCAGUGAGAAGGACCUCUGGUGUCGCGACCUUGAUGAUUUCAUGGUCGAGUGGGAGAACCAACUUGCAGUUGAUGCCGAAAUCAAGACAAACAUCCGUCGCUUGGGUCGCCGCGUUUCGAAGAAGAUAGGUGCUGGCACCGCUCGUGGCCGUAAAGCCAAGGAUGAUGACGAGUAUGAGCCUGAGAAGAAGGCCCGUGGAAGGCCCAAGGCUGGUGCUGCGGUAGCUAAGGCGGCUCCUAAGCCAGCUGUCAAGACGGAGACAAAGAGUGCUCAGCGGUUCGCCGAGAUGUUCAGUGCCAAGCCAAAGGUUAAGAAGGAACCUACGGCCGAUGUCAUGGAGCUCUCGGAUGCUUUCUCCGACGAUGACUACGCCGCUCUAAGCCGCAGCAAGUCAUCAGCUCCCGCAGUCAAGACAUCCCAGUCCCCGCCACUCGAGGCACCGGACACCGGGCGAGUCAAACGAGCCGCUGCAUCUAAGGUCAAGACAGUCAUCGAUGAUGACUCCGAAAGCGACGAUGAUCAGAUGCUUGGUGAUGUUGGCGCUUUGGUCAAGGGCAUUGAUAAGCCAGCUGGGGGCAGCGAAAAGGGCAGGUUUAGUUUACAUGCCAUGAGCCGACCAGACUCUAGCCAUGGCAACACCACCGCCAGCAGCCUUCCAAAGGCCAAGGCUAAGUCGGCCAAGGCGUUUGACUUCGACGACGACAGCCCUGACGACACCAACUACGAACUUCUCGCCAAGUCGUCGCCACACAAGACGGCACCCAAGGACGAUCACGUUGACAGCUUCCUUUCUGACGACGAGCCUUUUGUUGCUCCAGCCAAGCCAACCGCUGCCAAGUCUAAGUCUACAAGUGCUGAGUCUGACGACCCGACACCGGCCGGUCUUUCUACAGUUAAGAAGGCACGGGGUCGCCCUGCUGGUGCUAAGAGCAAGGAGCCGGCGAAACCCAAGGCCGCCCCCAAGGCCGCUACCAAGGUGACAAAGACCGCCGCAUCAAAGGUUGCCGCACGUCCCGCGACCAAACAAACCACACUAUCGCCAGCAGCCAAGGCAGUCGCUGCUAAAAAGGCCAGCAAGAAGUCUGCGCUUGACGAUGACUCCGAUGAUGAGAUGGCCGAUCCGGAGUCACCACCUCCCAAACCUACUUCAAGGGCACGACCAGGACGUGCUGCUGCCUCAAAACGCCCUAUCGUCGUUGACGACGAGUCUUCAGAAGUCCAAGCAGAGGAAAGCGACGACCCUUUCUCAAUGGACGACGAUGAAGACUAG